Molecule: messenger RNA, 1426 nt
Organism: Brassica oleracea var. oleracea
Lineage: Eukaryota; Viridiplantae; Streptophyta; Magnoliopsida; Brassicales; Brassicaceae
Product: cytoplasmic tRNA 2-thiolation protein 1
Biological process (GO): tRNA wobble position uridine thiolation
Cellular component (GO): mitochondrion; cytosolic tRNA wobble base thiouridylase complex
Molecular function (GO): tRNA binding
Source: RefSeq, a predicted model, not a curated record
GUAAUCAGGUAGAGAGAACUCGCGAAAACGUCGUCGUUCUGAGAUAUCACUCCAUUGUAGGUUGGUUUAACCGGCACGAGCUUCUCGCCGCCGGCAAGUAAACCCCCGAGUUUCAUUCCACCGGUGACAUGGAGAAAGGCGAAGCGAAGAGCAAGAAACCUCCUCGUCUCUGCUGCAUCUGUAACGAGAGACGACCCGUCCUCAAAAGACCCAAAACCCUUCAACAAAUAUGCAGAUAGUGCUUUUACGAGGUGUUCGAGGAGGAGAUUCACCAAGCCAUCGUCAAGAACCGGCUGUUCAAAUCCGGAGAGCGUGUUGCUAUAGGCGCCUCCGGUGGAAAAGAUUCAACGGUGCUGGCUUAUGUAUUAUCAGAGCUAAACAGACGCCAUAGCUAUGGGUUAGACCUCUUCCUUCUCUCCAUUGAUGAAGGGAUCACAGGUUACCGUGAUGAUUCUCUCGAGACCGUUAAAAGAAACGAACUCCAAUAUGGGUUGCCUCUUCAGAUUCUUUCGUACAAAGAUCUGUACGGAUGGACGAUGGAUGAUAUUGUGAAGAUGAUCGGUCUGAAGAACAAUUUACUUAGUUGUUUUUUUUUUUAUAGUUUUCAUGUUUUUCGGAAGGCGCUUGAUCGAGGAGCUGCGUUGUUGAAAGUAGAUAAGCUGGUGACUGGACAUAACGCAGAUGAUAUAGCUGAAACGGUUCUCUUGAACAUACUUAGAGGAGAUAUCGCUAGAUUGAGUCGGUGCACAUCGAUCACUACAGGUGAAGACGGUCCAAUUCCAAGGUGUAAACCUUUCAAAUAUACAUACGAGAAGGAGAUUGUUAUGUAUGCUUAUUUCAAGAAGUUAGACUACUUCUCAACCGAAUAUAAGUUUCACUACUAGUGUAUAUACUCUCCUAAUGCUUAUCGUGGGUUCGCACGUGAGUUCAUCAAAGACUUGGAAAGACUAAGGCCAAGAGCUAUUCUGGAUAUCAUUAAAUCCGGUGAAGACUUCAGAAUUGCGACGACCACAAAAAUGCCUGAGCAAGGGACGUGUGAGCGUUGCGGCUACAUUUCUAGCCAGAAAUGGUGCAAAGCGUGUGUGUUGUUGGAUGGAUUGAACCGUGGUUUGCCUAAGAUGGGCAUUGGAAGAGCUCGAGGAGGAGGUGUAAACGGUGUUGAUCACAAGAAGGAAACAAAGGCUGGAUCUACUGUGAAAUCUCUUGAGAGCAAGCAAUGUGGAUCUCUGGAUUUCUAAAUUUUGAGAGAAAUGGUCUAAAAAUGCAGAAACUGGUUCUGUAUAGAAGAAAAUGUUAAAAUACAUCAUUGUUUGUUAGUGAUUAUUGAAAUUUUUACUACAUUGAUGAUCCAGCUGGUCAACUUGACUAAACUCAAUCCAGCCUGGUUUUGACAAUCAUGCAUUAAAUGUUCCACUCAAGUCUUCUG